ACCUGAAUUGCACAAAGCAAAGCCGAACCACCAGAGAGAAAAUGCGCUGCUACGUUUUGAUUGCCAUCUUCGCCCUGGUUGCCCUGGCUGCUGCUCAAGGUGGACAUCCAGGUGGACAUCCAGGUGGACAUCCAGGUGGACAUCCAGGUGGACAUCAAGGUGGUCAACAAGGUGGCCAAGAAGGUCAGCAAGAAGGACUCCGAGGAGGCCCCUAGGGAGGACAACUGGGAGGUCAGCAGCAGGGAGGUCCUGGCGGUCCAGGAGGUCUGCCUCCGAAUGGAGCUGAGCUCUGCAACAGCACCACCACCUCGACCACUGAGGCUAGCACCUCUGAAUCCGGCUCCACUGAGGUUUCCCCUUCGUAACUUAUAGAUUAAACCCAAUGAAAGGCUUGCCCAGUUCCUUGUCCUUGCCUUUUUUAUUAAGAGCUUUUGCAAUAAAAUGAUAUCAGCUUUCUAUCUGUAAUGUGCUGUGGCUAAA
Molecule: messenger RNA, 480 nt
Organism: Drosophila erecta
Lineage: Eukaryota; Metazoa; Arthropoda; Insecta; Diptera; Drosophilidae
Product: tenecin-3-like
Exons: 1
Source: RefSeq, a predicted model, not a curated record